AGUCAAGCGGCGUCGCAUAACUUGCCAGAAAUACACAGAACCGAGUGAGGUAGUUUGUUAUGGAGACCCUGUACCUGUAGUGUUCUCAGCGUCAUAGCAGUCGUACUCCCAACUUGUAUCUCUCUGCGCCAGUCUGACACAGGGUUGGCAACUCACCUGGGUCUGGUAUUUCAGAUUUGACUCUCACCUCACACGAAGGCGACCAUGAAGCCACGAACACUCGAUGAGCUAGCUGAGAAGCUCCUCCCGAAAAGCAGCAGUCGGAAAGAUGACUGGCCUCUCAGCUUUUUCAAAGACGUCACCACUGCUUCUCCUGCCAAGCAGCUCACCGUUGGCGGCCUAUCAGGCUGGUGUGCAGGCUAUGUGUUCACCAAGGCUGGAAAAGUGGCUGCAACAGUAAUUGGCGGUAGCUUGUUGCUGUUCCAGGUUGCACAGCACCAAGGUUACAUCAAAGUGAACUGGUCACGGCUUAACAAGGACGUGCAGCAGGCAAAGAAUGAGCUCACUCGAAGAACUAACAAGAAGCUUCCAAAGGUAGUUGACGAGGGUCGGCAAUUUGUCAAGGACAACAUCUUCCUGGCUACAGGCUUUUUGGGUGGCUUCCUUCUCGGAAUGGCAUCAUCCUGAUUGUUGUGCCAUCAGCGUCAAUAGAUGUGACAACCUCCCUAUUACUGGCACACCCUAGUGCAAAUUUAGAUGCUCCUAUUGCAUCGCCAGCAUUUGCUUGUUUCAGUCCUAGGAAAAGAUGCGUCCUGCUACAUAAAAUCUGAGCAUUCAUCAGCGAGCCGACGUAGACUUUUGAAUGCAUCAUAUUGUCAACAGAUGUUAAAUCAAAGUGAGCAGUUGAAUUAAAUGACAAUUUUACGCAAUGACA
This is a messenger RNA of Ornithodoros turicata, 874 nucleotides long. RefSeq names its product FUN14 domain-containing protein 1-like. Gene Ontology annotation, biological process: autophagy of mitochondrion. Gene Ontology annotation, cellular component: mitochondrial outer membrane. The record is from RefSeq and is a predicted model, not a curated record. NCBI's taxonomy places the organism in Eukaryota, Metazoa, Arthropoda, Arachnida, Ixodida, Argasidae. Bases 205 to 627 code for a protein of 140 amino acids. The transcript has 6 exons.